UAAUCGCCAAUCAGUGUACCCAUCACCUCGGCCGCCUUCACUUCACUUCCAGCAUCACCCCCACUCCCCUGCCUCCCUCCCGCCUUCUGUCUCUGUCUCUGUCUCUGUCUCUCUCUCUCUCUCUCUCUGUCGGCUUCCUCGUAUCGCUCUUCGUCUCUCAGGUGAGGCUCUCCUCCUCUCUGUCUUCAUUGCUACGCCCCUGAACUUCGCCCUUGGGCUAUGACGAGAUGUCAGUUAUCGGGCGAAGAGGACUUCAUUACCUUCAUACACUAAAAGCUUCAAAUGUGCCUGCUGACCUGAUACAGAAGGGACAGGAUCGCGUGAUUGAUGCUUCUCUCACGCUUAUACGGGAGAGGGUGAAGCUUAAGGGAGAGCUUCUUCGUGCAUUGGGAGGUGCCAAAGCUACAGCAUCUCUUCUUGGAGUUCCACUGGGGCACAACUCAUCGUUUCUUCAAGGGCCCGCAUUCGCUCCCCCUCGAAUCAGAGAGGCCAUCUGGUGUGGUAGCACAAAUUCAGCAACAGAAGAAGGAAAAGAGUUAAAAGACCCUAGGGUUUUAACUGAUGUUGGCGAUGUUCCUGUUCAAGAAAUUCGUGAUUGUGGAGUGGAUGAUGACAGGCUGAUGAAUGUUAUUGGCGAGUCAGUUAAGUUAGUGAUGGAAGAGGAUCCACUUCGGCCACUAGUACUAGGUGGAGACCACUCAAUAUCUUUCCCAGUUGUAAGAGCUGUGUCCGAGAAGCUUGGCGGACCUGUAGACAUAUUGCAUUUGGAUGCACAUCCGGACAUCUAUCAUGCAUUUGAAGGGAAUAUAUACUCACAUGCUUCAUCUUUCGCCCGUAUUAUGGAGGGUGGUUAUGCACGCCGGCUUUUGCAGGUGGGCAUCAGAUCCAUCACAAGUGAAGGGCGCGAACAGGGAAAAAGAUUUGGAGUCGAGCAAUAUGAAAUGCGAACUUUCUCUAGGGAUCGCCACCUCUUGGAAAACCUGAAACUUGGGGAGGGUGUGAAGGGCGUAUACAUCUCUGUAGACGUGGACUGCCUCGACCCUGCUUUUGCUCCUGGCGUGUCCCACAUAGAGCCCGGUGGGCUCUCAUUCCGUGACGUGAUUAACAUCCUCCACAACCUCCAAGGCGAUGUGGUUGCUGCUGAUGUGGUUGAAUUUAACCCUCAAAGAGACACAGUUGAUGGGAUGACAGCAAUGGUAGCUGCGAAAUUGGUCCGAGAAUUGACUGCGAAGAUCUCUAGGUAAUUAUACUUGAAAGACAAUAUUAGUUAGUCAUAUGAAUUAAUAAUGCUAAUAUAAUGGUUAAGAUGUUUCAUUGCUUAUAUUAUUCCCAUCGUAUUCAGUAAGCUAUAGCAGUGUAGUAGUGAUGAUUUUGCAGUACUGUGUAUUCAGCCAGACUUCACUUUUUCUAUAGUUCGGAUUACAUGGGUGUAAGGCAAAGAAAUGCCAUGAGCUCCAUUGAUGAAAUCUCUGUCAAAUUUCUCUGCAGUUCUUCGAGUAAGAUUAACCGAUUUUUCA
This is a messenger RNA of Punica granatum (pomegranate), 1517 nucleotides long. Lineage: Eukaryota; Viridiplantae; Streptophyta; Magnoliopsida; Myrtales; Lythraceae. The record is from RefSeq and is a predicted model, not a curated record.